AUGCCAAAAAAGUCAUGGAUUAACAAAAAGACGGCCCAGCACUUUACGCUGGUCCACCGUCCGCAAAAUGAUCCCCUCAUUCACGAUGAAUCGGCACCGUCCAUGGUCCUGAACCCGACUAACACCCCCAGCUCGUCCAAGCAACCCAAGAGCAAACACCUCGAUGACCUGGCCUCGGAGCUGGGCGUCGACGCCGAACAGAUCCGCGCCAACGAAGGAGAGGCCGCCAACUAUGGCAUCUACUACGAUGACACCGAGUACGACUACAUGCAACACAUGCGCGACCUUGGCGAUGGCGCUCAGGGUGGCACCGUCACCUUUAUCGAGGCCGACAGCACGGGAAGCAACCGCAACAAGGGCAAGGCAAAGCAGCAGAGUCUUGAGGCCGCCCUGAGGCAGCUGGACAUUCAGGCCGAGGAGGACAAGAAGCGCGAGCUUUUCAGCGACGAUUUCCUGCCCAGCAAGAACCUGACCAGACAGACGUACCAGGACAUGCAAGAUGUCCCGGAUGCGAUUGGCGGUUUCCAGCCAGAUAUGGACCCCAGGAUCAGAGAGGCGCUGGAGGCGCUGGAAGACGAGGCCUACGUGGACAAUGCCGAAGAGGACGACUUUUUCCAGGAGCUCACGCAAGACGGAACCCAGGUGGACGAGUACGAUUUCGAGGACAUUGGCGACGAGGGCUGGGAGACGGACGACACGGCAAAGCCCGGCAGUGAGUACAGAGUCGCAACAGAAGAGGCCGAUCAGGUACCCGAGCUCGUUCCCGCCAUGAGCGCCGAGGAAGCAGCAGAGGCAGCCGACAAGGUGGACUGGAUGGAAGAUUUCAAGGCCUUCAAGAAGGACCAAAAGGCAACCACCUCUCGCAAGCUAGGCGCACCGCCAUCACAAUCGGACCUGCAAUCCUCAAUAAUGACCACGACAACAAACGGUGGCCGAAGAAAGAAGCGCAAGGGUGCCCUCACUGAAGCCUCAUCCUACUCCAUGACCUCGUCGUCCCUCGUGCGGACAGAACAACUUGGCAUACUGGAUGCGCGCUUCGACAAACUAGAGCAGGAAUACCAGGCCGACUUUGACGACAUGGGUUCCGUUUCCGCGGUAUCAACCACUUCUACGGUGGACGGUCCGGUUAGGGGCGACUUUGACAGUAUGCUUGAUGACUUUUUGGAGGGGCACUCGACGUUUAACAAAAAGUACAUCCGUAAGGGAUGGACGAGUGGUACGCAACAGUUGGAUGACAUCCGUCGCGAACUAGGACCUGCACGGAUAAAAGGCAAGCCAAGGACAGGCAAGGCUGGGGGAGCUAGAUAA
Pestalotiopsis fici W106-1 is the source of this 1308-nucleotide messenger RNA. RefSeq lists its product as uncharacterized. The record is from RefSeq and is a predicted model, not a curated record. The transcript has a single exon. Gene Ontology annotation, biological process: ribosomal small subunit biogenesis; ribosomal small subunit export from nucleus. Bases 1 to 1308 code for a protein of 435 amino acids. Gene Ontology annotation, cellular component: cytosol; preribosome, small subunit precursor; nucleus. NCBI's taxonomy places the organism in Eukaryota, Fungi, Ascomycota, Sordariomycetes, Amphisphaeriales, Sporocadaceae.